Molecule: messenger RNA, 780 nt
Organism: Adineta ricciae
Lineage: Eukaryota; Metazoa; Rotifera; Eurotatoria; Adinetida; Adinetidae
Source: the annotation of a GenBank genome assembly
AUGUUAGCUAUCGCUGAAAGUAUGCCUGAAACGAGUGAAUAUAUUCCACUAAUUGGUUUAUAUCUAACGACAGUUAUGUCAAUGACAAGUGUUUCAGUCAUGAUGACUGUACUUGUUCUUAAUUUGCAUUAUCGUGGUCCAAAAAAGAAUGAAAUACCAUUUUGGUUACAACAAUUAUUGGGUUUAUCUUUAGUGAAUAUUUGUCGAACAGUGACGAAAUCCAAACGAUUUAAAUUUCCAUGUCCUGAAAAAGAAUCUGUCGAACGGAAGAAAAGUAUCAAUGACAUGGAUAAAAGUCCUCGAUCACAUAACCGUAUGACUCCUAAUGGACUCAAAAUAACUUGUACUCGCGAAACCAAGCCGAUACCAAGAAUAACUACAGCAUCAACUGAUAUCAAUUCAAUUCAAAUCGAUCUGUUAACUUCUCAGGAACAUGAAAUAAAGCAAAAACCUAAACGUCUAUCUCGAUUUCAACAAGCUGAAAACUCCAUCAGGCGUCGUUCAACAUCUCGUUCAACGUCCGCUGGACCGAUUCAAGAUGAAAUUCAAGAAACUCUACAUAGUCUUUUACGCACACAAAAAGAAUUCGAGCGUGAUCAACGAAUCACCAGCGAUUGGCGCGUCAUCGCAACAAAAGUCGACAAGAUUCUCUUUUAUAUUUUUCUUCUGUUAACAGUCGUAUCAACAUUAACGUUACUUGUUGUUGCCCCAUUCAUUCGGUCACGUACACAAUCGAAAACAAAACUAUGGCGAGGAACUCGUCGACCGCAAUCAGACUGA